CGGCCCCGGGCUCCGCCUCAUACUCGGGCUCCGCCUCGCACUCGGAGGCGGGCGGUUGGUCUGACGGGCCGCGGCGGGUGGAUGGCGGACAACCGGGGCCGCGCGAGCCCGAACGGGAGCCCGAGCACAGGCCGCGAGAAGGCGGCGGGCGGUCACCGGCGGCACCUGGGCCAUGGCCACCGCUUGAGGAAAGUGACGCUCAGCAAACCCACCUUCUGCCAGCACUGCACCGACUUUAUCUGGGGGCUCGGCGGCUUCCAGUGCGACCUUUGUAACUUCAUGUGCCAUGAGAAAUGUUUAAGAAAUGUGAAGACCCUUUGUUCCUGUUUGGCACCAAACUUGGUAAAGAUUCCUGUGGCACACUGUCUUGGAAUUCCUGCACAAUACAAGAAGAAAUUUUGUGCUGUAUGUAGAAGACAGUUGGAAGAGAGUCCUGCAACACGAUGUGAAGUGUGCGAGUUACAUGUCCAUGUUGAUUGUGGCCCCUUUGCUUGCAGUGACUGUCGGCGAUGCCACCAGGAUGGACAGUAUGAUCGGGAAUCUUACCACCAUCACUGGAGGGAAGGAAAUCUCUCCUCCAGUGCACGCUGUGAUGUCUGUAAGAAAUCAUGUGGCUCUUCAGAAGUGUUAUCAGGCAUUAGAUGUGAAUGGUGUGGGACAACAGUGCAUGCUGACUGCUACAGUAGCCUCACACCAGAAUGCAAUUUUGGAAGGUUGCAGACCAUGAUAUUGCCUCCAAAUUGUGUGCGAGUUUGUGAGCAUAAUUUCAGCAAGUUUCACUGUUUUCGGAUAUCAGAAAAUGCACAAAUUGAAUUAGUUGCUGAUGAAGCUGAUGAUGAUAAUGUCAAUACGUGGAAUCAAGCAUCGUAUAAAGAUGCACAACCUGCCCCAACAACUGAUUCAGGUAAACAAAUCCUUAAGAUAUUUGAUGGAAAUGAUGCAGUGAAACGGAAUCAAUUUCGACUCAUUACUGUUCCUCGAAUUUCAAAAAUAGAAGAAGCAGUGGAAGCUGCACUGAGAGCGUACUACAUCCCAGAUGAUCCUCAGGAAUACGAGCUCCAGACAUUUACCCAAGAUGCUGUCUACAGUGAUGACAUUAUUAACCGAAAUGGAGGCAGUAUGGAAGGCAAAAAUUUGUCAGUGUUCCGAGAUACAAUCCCAGAGGCAUGGGUACUACGUGCAAAGCCAAGCGAUUGUGAAAUAGUCAAAAUUUAUCCAGGGUGGUUAAAAUUUGGAGUAGCUUAUAUCUCCAUUCCUGUAAAUACCAAGACAACAGUCAAAGCCAUUAUCCAGGAAGUCCUUUUGCAACUGGGACGACAGGAUGAAAAUAUUGAAGAUUUUGAAUUAGUUGAGGUACUUAUGGGUUGUAAACAGGUGCAAUGUGUGGUGCUUUCUCAACUGCAACUGAUGCUUGGCAGACUUCAAGAUAUUAGAAAGAUCUCAGUUCGACAAAUGAACCAGACACGGUUUUAUAUUAAAAAGAAGCAAAACUCAGUGGAGCAAGUGAAUCUGCUGCUUAUGGGCCUUCCUCCUCAGACAUCUCGGGACGAGUGCCUCUCACUUCUUAAAAGACACAUAGAGAUUAAUGGGAAUUUGGUGUCCUUUAGUUAUGUUUACAUAGACCAAGGUGCUGUUGUGCUGGAAUUCUCAUGUUUUGAUGAAGCAGAGAGGAUUUAUACACAAGUUAAAGAUACUACUGUCAAUGACAGACAACUCACAACUGUUAUCAUCCCAGUCAUCGAGGUCACACAGCUACCACAGGAUUCUUAUCCUCUCCUGCUCUUUGUUAAUCCAAAGAGUGGGGCCCUUAAAGGGCGAGAACUUCUGUACAGCUUCCGGAAGCUUCUGAAUCCCCAUCAGGUUUUUGACCUUUCUAAUGGAGGGCCUCUCUCUGGGCUGCAUACAUUCCGAGAGGUUCCAUAUUUCCGAAUAUUGGUUUGCGGAGGAGAUGGAACAGUUGGUUGGGUUCUGGGUGUGCUGGAGGAGAUUCGACACAAGCUGAACUGCCCAGUGCCUCCAGUUGCUGUGCUACCUUUAGGAACAGGCAAUGACCUAGCGAGGGUGUUACGCUGGGGACCUGGCUAUAGUGGUGAGGAUCCCUUCUCCAUUCUGGUUGCAGUUGAUGAAGCAGAAGAAGUCCUCAUGGAUCGUUGGACAAUCCUCCUUGAUGCUCAAGAAGUUGUUGAUGGCACAGAAAACGGUGUCCCUGAGCUGGAACCACCAAGGAUUGUACAAAUGAACAAUUAUUGUGGAAUUGGAAUUGAUGCAGAACUGAGUCUUGACUUCCAUCAAGCAAGGGAAGAAGAUCCAGACAAGUUCAAUAGCAGGUUUCAUAACAAAGGAGUUUAUGUGAAAGUUGGGUUACAGAAGAUUAGUCACACACGUAGUCUGCACAAGGAUUUAAAGCUUCAAGUGGACGAUCAUGAAGUGGCACUUCCAAAUAUUGAAGGCCUUAUCUUUCUGAACAUUCCAAGCUGGGGAUCUGGAGCAGAUCUGUGGGGAUCUGACAGUGAUGGUCGUUUUGAAAAACCCCGAAUUGAUGAUGGGAUGCUGGAAGUAGUUGGUGUCACUGGUGUGGUACAUAUGGGCCAGGUGCAAAGUGGCUUACGGUCUGGAAUUCGUAUUGCACAGGGGACAUAUUUCCGAGUCACACUGCUGAAGUCAAUUCCUGUACAAGUUGAUGGAGAGCCUUGGAUUCAGUCACCAGGACACAUUAUAAUAUCUGCUGCUGGGCCAAAGGUUCAUAUGUUGAAAAAAUGUAAACAGAAGCAGAAGAAGCAAAUUGGGAGCUUCAAGGAUGCAAGAGCAGAGAGUCUGGUCAACUCAGAAACAGGCAACUGAGGACUGAUAACAACAGUUUGGAAAGGACUUGCAGUGUGACCAUGAAAAUCAAGAGAUUAUUUGCUUAACCAUUUUAAGAUUCCAACAGUUUGCAAUUAAAUGUUUUUGACAUUCAUUUGCACAUCUUCGUGAGACAGUGUAUCAGUGUCUGAUAUUGCAACAUUAGUGGUCUCAAACAGGUGCCAGAAUAACAGUUAAAUGAUUUAACCGAAACAUUGUCCCAUGUUCAGGACGUUAACAGUAGAAUUGCUAUUGAAAUAACGGCCGAUAAACAGAGAGAUACUUUUUUUUAAUGUGCGGAAAAUGCCUUAAUGUUCCUGUUUCAAGGGCCUAUACUGGACUGAAACUGACCUGAGUAUUGGCUUUCACUGCUGUCAGUUUCAAGCUCUCCUGAUCUGUUCCACUUAUGUCAUUCAGCUAAAGAUAGACUCUGAAUGAGCAAACAUUGUAAUAGGGGCUGUGGAUCAUGUGUAUUGUAAACUGUUACUGCUAAUCUCUUAUUUCGAAACAUUACCCAAAUUUUGGAUUAGUGUGUGAUCUAAUUCAGAUCCAAAUAUAAUCUCUUGAAAAAAGUUUAGAUUCCUACAAAUACUCACUGAUGACAUCUUUCAGUAGAAAGACAUUCCAAGUUAUUUACUUCUGAUGUUUUUUAAUGCAGAGAGCAGAUAUGUUUGAAUUUGUUAACACAGAAUAGUAUGGCUACAGAUUACUUUGAAACAAAUAUUUUGAGAGAGAAGAUAGUUUAAUGUAAAGAGAAGUGGCGGUUGUGGGUGAUAUAAAGUUCAGGGAAAUAUUGCAUUUUUCAUGGAAGCAGUGACAUAUUGGUUCCCUAUCUAUUUGGACAAUGCCAUUGUGAUUAGGCAUUAAAGUCAUCCUUCAAGAAAAUAGAUUUAACAUACGUUAUUCCACUGAUUCUAUAAAAUAUAAAUAAUCAAUAUAUUGAUGAAUUAACCUGGCAGUAUACUUGAACAAAAACAUGUAGCCAACUUGCUCCUACUUUCUUGAGAAUUUCAGAUCUAAUUUAAUUGAACUAGUUUUUCUCUAAAGAUGUGUUUAGACACACUAAUCAAGUUGUUUCCCUAACCAGCUGUGUGCAAAAUAUUUUGAAUCUUAUCUGAAGAAUUUUGAUAAUUCUUUACAGCCAGUAUCUCCCUUUGCUAUUUGCAUGUUACUGUACUAUAAUAGGUAUUCGUGAAACGUGCCUUACGUUUUCAAUACAAUGCCAUUGUGUAAUAGUUGAAAGUAAUAUUUUACCUCAGGAAUUAAGUUGGGCAAUAUUAAUUUUCUCACUAAGUGUUAAGCAUAGCUUUAUAGAAGCCAUGUAAUAUUUAUAUCAGCUGAGUGAAAUAAGCCAUUCAGAUCUGCUGAUGUGAUAAUGGGAACUGCAGAUGCUGGAGAAUCCAAGAUAAUGAACUGUGAGGCUGGAUGAACACAGCAGGCCCAGCAGCAU
Stegostoma tigrinum is the source of this 4291-nucleotide messenger RNA. Its product is annotated as diacylglycerol kinase theta. The transcript has 23 exons. The record is from RefSeq and is a predicted model, not a curated record. Gene Ontology annotation, molecular function: ATP-dependent diacylglycerol kinase activity. Bases 82 to 2841 code for a protein of 919 amino acids. NCBI's taxonomy places the organism in Eukaryota, Metazoa, Chordata, Chondrichthyes, Orectolobiformes, Stegostomatidae. Gene Ontology annotation, biological process: intracellular signal transduction; lipid phosphorylation; diacylglycerol metabolic process.